CAGCGCGGGCAGGUGGGGCCGCUCCGCCGCCCGCCCCGCCUCAGCCCCGCGGGGCAGCGCGGGCACCGCGCGGUUCUCCCGGCUCGGCCGCUGCCCCUCGCCGGGAGCCGCCGCCAGCAGCAACAGGUCCGUGCCCGCGCCUCCCUCCGCCUGCCAGGCGAACAAAGGGGCUGAGCGCGGCCCCGCGCCCGCCCGGCCCCUCCGCCAGCCCGGCCCCUGCGCUUCAGCCAUUUGCCUCGCCUGGCAUCGCACCGCCGCUCCCACCCGCCUUCCCGGCCUCCCCCGCCGGCUCCCGCUGCCAGGCCGAGGCGCCGGGGUCGCUGCGCUGCUGGAGCUGCCCCGGAGCGGCGCGGGGCUCGUCGGCCGCCGCCGAAAGGGGGAAUGCAUAUGAGGAGCACUGAUAUGAAGAAAACUUCCCGAAGGUCAUGCAAAGGCAAACUUGGCUAGUGGGGAAUCGCCUUCCAGAAUAGACUGCAGCCUCAGCCUUCCUCUGAAAUUGUUGCACAAGGUGAUGGCCGCGCCGCGGCGGCCGGCAGCGCUCCGCACGGACCAGGCGCGGCGGCGGCGCAGGUAGCGCGGCUCCAUGGAGGGCAGCGGCGCGGCCCCGGAGGAGGAGGAGAGCGGGGCCGCGAACGGCGCUCCCCCGCCGCCGCCGCCGCCGCCCACGCCGGCCGCCCCCUGCGGCUUCAGCUCCUCCCUCUGCUUCAGCGCCGCCGCUGCCGAGCCGCAGCAGCCCGCGGCCGGCGGCCGGGUGGUGCAGAGCCAGUGGGAGAUCAACAACGCCGCCUGCCAGCCGGAGGAGGAGGAUGAGGAGGUGGUGGGGCCGCGGGACCGGCCGCCGGAGGAGCCCGACCUGGUGAUCGAGGUGUCGGGCCGCCGCAUUCGGGCGCACAAGUCGGUGUUGGCGGCCAAGAGUGACUAUUUUCGUGCCCGCGCCUCACGGGACGUCCUGCGGGUGAAGGGGGUGAGCUACGGGGCGCUGCGGCUGCUCAUUGACUACGUGUACACGGCCCGCAUGGGCGAGGUGCGGCACGACAACCUGGCGGAGGUGGUGAGCGGAGCCCGCGUCCUCCAGAUGCCGUGUGCCCUGCACUGUGCCGCCGAGGCCAUGCGCGCCCAGCUCUGCCUCGGCAACUGCUACCAGCUCCUCUGCCUGGCCAAGAAGCAGCGGCUGGCGGAGCUGCGGGAGGCUGCCUAUCGCUUCAUGAGUGACCAUUACCUGGAGGUGCUGCGGGAGCCCAGCGUUUACGGCCGCCUCAGUGGCACUGAGCGGGACCUCAUCUUGCAGCGGCGCAUGGAUGCUGGCCGGCCCUGCUUGCUGGUGGCCGAGGUCAGCGACGCCUUCGAGCGGCCGGGUGGUGGCAGCCGGCCACAGAGCCGCGAGAGCAGUCGGCCACAGAGUCCCUCCUCCGUGGUGUCUCUGGAAGAGAGUGGCUCCCUCAUUCACUGCUACCAGGAGACCAGUGGCGAGUGGAGGGUGCUGACGCGCCUGCCCGAGGAGGCCAAUGCCAAGGGCUGCGCCAUGUGCGUCCUCCACAACUACCUCUUCCUAGCAGGGGGCAUUGUGACAGGGCCGGUGGGCAGCGAACCCAGGGCCCGCCUUUCCGACAAGGUCUUCUGCUAUAACCCCCUGACCGACACCUGGAGCCAGGUGCGGCCGCUGGCUCAGCCCCGCUCGCAGCUCAAGCUGCUGGCCCUGGAUGGUUACCUCUAUGCUGUGGGGGGCGAGUGCCUCUUCACUGUGGAAAGGUACGACCCACGGGCUGACCGCUGGAGCCCUGUGGCUCCUCUGCCCAAGGGUGCCUUUGCUGUGGCUCACGAGGCCACCACUUGCAACGGGGAGAUCUAUGUGUCAGGAGGCUCCCUCUUCUACCGCCUACUCAAAUAUGACCCUAAGCGUGACGAGUGGCAGGAGUGCCCUUACAACAGCAGCCGCCGGCGCUCUGCUGACAUGGUGGCCUUCAAGAGCUUCAUCUACCGCUUUGAUGUGAGCAGUGGCCGUGGUGGGGAGCAGGGCCCAGGUGGCGGGACUGGCGGUGGUGUUGAAGUUUUCCGGUACAACACGGUGGCCAAGUGCUGGAGCCAGUGCGCCAGCCUGCGGCCCAGCGGUGGCCCCAUCCAGCCCUUCCGCUGUGCCCCCUUGGGCAGCACCAUCUACUGCGUCAACCGGACCGGCACCCUUCGCUUCAGCCUAGCCCAGGACGGUGAGGUGGAAGCAGAUGGUGGGCUCAAGGGCACCUUUGACGGGGAGCUUCUUAAAGCUCCCUUGGAUGCCAAGGGUGUCCUCCUACCCUUUGUGCUUACCCUGCCCGAGAGGCUGGACAAAACAGGGGACCAGGAGGGCUCCCUCCCACUGUAAGGUGGCCAGCCUGGCUCUGGCUUGCUGAGGGGGGGAGCUGGGUUGCAGAUCCACAAACUCCUGUCUACGGAGGGGACCCAUUCUGUUGUGUCUGCUGAGAAAAGGGACUUCUCCUUUUGUCCUCUCUGCUCUCAAGAUGUUGAGCUGGUUGUAACCCAUUUGUAACUCUUCUCAUAUUUGCUGUGCUUUGUGUGAAAAGCCAAGCACACAAAAGUAAAAGCUGCUAUAAAGGAUAAUCUCUGGAUUAUGUUUGUGCCAAUCCCCAAUCUGAGAAAAACUUUUUUACACCUGGAUUUCUAAAAUAUUCUCGACAGCAGUGUCAUAAUGGGAUGUUAAUUUUGGUUUGUGUUUGCAAUCUGGGCUGGAGCCUUUUCUGUUAUUUGUGUUUUUUUCCCUCUGGGAUGAUACUGAGGGAUAAACACUGCUGGCAACAUAAUUUAGCUGCAUUUGUUUUUAUGUUAAACCAACUAUUUCCUGUGUUUAAAAAAUAUAGGAAGAACAUCUCCAUCACAGCCUUUCAUUUCUGGUGCAAUAGAUGGUUUAGGGAAGCUGUGGCACUGUAUUGGUCCCAGGAAUUUCAACCACAGAUGAUUUAACAGAUACCAAACUUAAUGUUUUAAGUAACACAAAUGUGUGCCACAUGUUUUACUUGGAAUGCAAAGAAAAAGAAAAAAAAAGAACAAGUCAAGUUACCUUUUUAAAAUGUGGCGUUUUAUAGUAGAUAUGAGAUGUUGAUGUGUUCUUUAUUUGAAAAAGGCAGUGGUUUCUGUAUGAAAAGACAUUGUUUUAUUACUUUUUUUUGAUCAGAGAUUUUAAAUUAUAACAAAAAUGAACUGAAGCUGUUCAGACUACAACCGGUUGACAUGACCAUGUAUGCCACUAGAGUUGGGGAAAAACUUUGUAUUUCAUAUGCUCUUUAACUGCAGGUCAAGGAAGGCUAACCUAAACCAACCUGUGGCAAAAGGCCUUUCCCACGUGUUUCAAGACCAUCAGAAGGGGCCAUGGAAAAUAGGAAUGUGCUACACAUGUUGAUUAUAUUGUGCACUAGCAUGAUGUUACUUCUUGAGAGACUGCUUUAUUUAUUUUGAACUAAUGAUUGCUGUAAUCAAUAAGUCCUUGUUAAUUGCAGUACAUGCUGAUAACGUACACUGUCAUUGUGAUUCUAAACUGCCCAAGAGAGCUGUUUUUGGGGCAGCAUCCAAAUGAGGCAAAAUCAUACAAAACUUCUUCCUGCCUGUGGAAAGUUGGAGCAUACUUUUUGUCAUGUUACUCAGAACUGGAAAAACGUAGAGUGUCUACACUGACAGACUAUAUUGAAAAGGGCACAUACAUUUAUUUUAUACAUUUUAUAUUUAAAAAAAUCAAUAGGCAAGGCAAAUGUUUUAGCUUUAUGGUAAAUCACUGAGAAACCUUUUCUGAAAAAAGAACCUGUGGUUUUGCUGGUACAUUGCUGUAUAUUCAGCGUGGAACUGGCAUGGACUGUGGUAGAGAAUUGUUUAUACUCAAAGCUCUAGUAUAGAUUCAUAUUUUAGAAAGACAUAGGGCCCUUACAUCAAAAAAAGCAGAUCUUUUUAUGUUUUAUUAAGAUGUUUUUGUUAAACAGGACUUUAGCAUUCUUAUACAUAAUCGCUAGUUCCAAAGGAAGGCAGCAGGCUCUGUCCUAAGAGACACCAUCUUUACAAAAGAGAAUAGUGAACUUCAUAGGUAUUUUUUUCCUUGCCUUUAAUGUUUGGGGUUUUUUUCUCUUAUCGUUGUUGCACGGGGUUUUAAUGCAGCUGAUCUCGAUAGCCAUUCUAUAGAAAACAGUGGUCCAGUCCUAGAAGUUUGUAGCCAAGUGAGCAGCCUGUUCCCUAGUGAGCUAAUUAAAGCAUCAGCCAGGCAGGAGCUGUAGGCCUGCGGAGUGUGACAUUUAUCUUAGCCUCAGUACAGGUUGGUGCAGUGGAAUUUAACAUCCUUCACAGAAUAUUUGAUUUAAUUCUCAGACGAGAAUCCUUGGAAAUGUUGACUCUAAAUUAAAUUACAGUGUUGUAGCUUGAGGAGGAAAGAAAUUACAUGUUUGCUUUCAGCAUUAUUUUUAUGUUAACUGCAGAAAGUAUUUCAAGCUGUGUAGUGCAACACUUAGGUGCAUACUUAAACUAGAGACGUAAGUGUUAGGCCAGAUUUUGAAAUAGUAGAGUCACCAGGAACACACACACACAAGGAAACGCUGUGUUAUCUUUCAAUAAUACAACAUGAUUUCAUAGUUCAAAGACUUAGGUAGUAUAGUUCUUGCACUACAGUUCUUACACUUGAUACAGUGAGGUAUCAAGCCAGCUUUUGCAUUCCUAUUCAUUAAGCAUUAAUUAAGCACUUUCAUUCCUGCUAAUGCAUGAAAAUGCUUUUAAAUUAGUUUUAGGAAGUUUCCAUGAUUUAAGAUCUGAAAAUAAUUCACAAACUUUUGGGAUAGAAUGAAUGAUAUCCUUUCUUCCAAUAUUUAUUGCUGUACACGAUGAAGAAAUACAUUUGGAAGUAAGUUCUACCGUAAUAAGCAUUCAGCAAACCUGCAGUGGUUUGUAUUUUUGCUAGGUCCUAUUUUUAAAAAAGGUUGAAUCAACUGCUUACCUGCUUUCACUGUUUACAUAGUGUCAGUGGGGCAGAGUAUGGGCUUCAUUAGUAGCUGUCUAUCAAACCUGUUUCCUUUGUACACUGCAUAGUUACAGCCUGAUGAUUAACAGCAGAGGCAUGUUUCUAGCCAAAUUUCCUACUCUGUGGCCUCUGUUUCCUCCCUGGUAGGCCUGAGGCAGGUUUGCUGAGAAUUGUUUUCUCCCCCAGUUAUAUAUUCACAAAAAAAAAAACCAACCUGUAACAAACUUGGGUACUAAAACCAGAAUUCAGAUAGUCUUCAGGCAUUUCAAGACUGAAAUUGUCAUUCCAGAACCCUACAGUUUUACUUAAACCUAGCAACAACUGUCUCUUUGACAUGUGGAGCUGCUGAGCAGUUCCACACCUACCUACCAAGUGGGAUAUCCAGAAGCCACUGAUGUAAUAGGGUUUAAUUUAGGUGCAAACUAAAGGGCCAGGCCACCCUCAAGUUGUGUUUGCAUAUGUUUUGCUUUUAAAACAGCCAUUUUAUCUAGAGUAGCCUGAAGUCUACCAUAUUUGCAUGGGAACAUGGAGAUCUGUGUGUGCUUUCUUAGCUUGCAAGCAUUCAGUCCACAUUUCCCACCCUCUGAUUGGCAGUGGACUAAAGGACCUGUUGGAGCUAGUCCCUGAUCUCUAAAUAUGUGUGCAUUUUGCAUUGUAUGUUAAUUCGCUAUAAGUCUCACAAAUCAUCAAGGUAGUCAUCCUCACUGAGUGACCUGAGUCUAGCUAGAGACAUAGUCUGCCCCGCUGUCUUUCUUCCCCCUGAAUCUUACAGUCCUCCCAUUUUAAUGGGACACACAGGAGAUAGUUGCCCUUAUUUUUCAGGAAAUAAUGUUUCCUCCCUAGACUACUCCUAUUUUCAAGGUCAUCUGCUAGAGAAUUCAGGCUUGAAUUCCCUUAAGCUGAGUAAGGACUGAACUGAGGCCUUGCACUUUGUGUGUGUGUAUGUGUUUGUUCUCAAAUCUCGAUGGCUGUUCAGGAGAACUACAUUGGGACCACCUUCUGCAGCUCUUUCUCAUGGGUGAGCUUCAUGCAAAUCCUCCAAAAGCACACACAGGCUCCUGUAUAUUGAGUUCCGAGUAGAUUCCAGGCCCCAUCUCUUGGAUGGGUAAUUCAGCAUAGGUUUAGUACAAGUUGUUACAAUCAGGCAAGUUUUCUUUGCAAAGCUUUUGCAGACGGGCACUGUAUUUUGGGUUACCAGUCUGAGGUGAGGUGCUCCGUGCACUGUACUGGGAGGCCAAACAGAUAAUUUGGAUUCUUGUCAGCGGUGCCACCUUAGUAAAGAGGCAUUGCAGUACCUAACAAUGAAAUGCCUAAAGCCUUUAUUGUAUCUAAAACUAAAUCCUGACUUUCAUAAAGAAGUGCUAAUAAUAGAUGAAACUUUACUGUUUCUAUCUAUUAACUGGUUCCGUAAAAUAGAAAUUAAUUGCAGCAAAAGCACGUGUACAGAUUCUGUUUACACUCGAAACUAAGUCCAAAAAAUAAUUUGCAAAAGAUUAACCCUGUUUGAUCAAAACCGGCACUGUUACGCAACAUGGGGAGGAUGUUAGUCAUACCUUAGUAAUGACUGAAAUUGUGCAGUCGCUGAUGUAAAUUCUGUCCACAAAAAGUUUAUUUGUAAAUAAAUACCUGGUAAAAUUUAAAGUGGUAAAAGAAUAAAUUACUCACAUGAAAGCCGUGCCUCUCCUGUGCUGUUUGAUUGGCUCUUAGAGUGCUGUAUCCCAAUUACCACUAUUGAUGAGUGGCUUUUGCUUUUCCUGAUUUACAGCAUGUAUUCCAUUGACUGCUCCAUAGAUGUGUUAACCUUCAUUAUCACAAAGUUUAACAGUGGUGCUGGUGCUUUGUGUCUGGACUGAUAUGUAGUGUUUUCUGCUUGAAUGAAUCCAGAUCUAGACAGAAUCCUAUCUUUGGGAAUUUUUUUUUUCCCAGUAGCAUUGCUCCUGGGAAACUUAAGAAAACACAAGAAGGGGGAAUGGUGGUAAUGUUGAGCAGUUGUAGGAAAAAAGCAUUUUAUUAAUUUCUCUUUUUUCUGCUGUUACUUCGCACACCAAUUUGGUGCUAGAUUAACAGAACAGCUCUCUUUGGCUAUUACCAGUAAUAGUCUGAGUACUAUUGCAGCAAAGUAUGUUUUUGCCUGUUUGCUGCCUCAACUCCUACCCUGAGAUAAUGUAGUGCAAGUUUGUAAUAGUUCCAUGCAUUUACUAGGUUACUAGAACUAUUCUGACUUUAUAUUACUGCUACUAAAAGCAGAGAUUGACACACAAACGUAGUAAAAUUGUGUGCUCAGAAUAUGUAAUCGCACUUCAUUUGUUUUGGCCUACUGCGUGCUGAGAGCUGCUGGAAUGAACCCACUGGUAUUAGGAAUCAGCAGGAGUGCUGGUUUUGGCUGGGGUCAAGUUAAUUUUAUUCACAGUAGCUGGUAUGGGGCUGUAUUUUGGAUUUGUGCUGAAAACAGUGCUGAUAAUACAGAUCGUUUCAUUGUUGCUGAGCAGGGUUUAAACAGAGCCAAAGCCUUUUCUGCUCCUCACCCUACCCCACCAGCGAGGAGGCUGGUGUACACAAGGGCUUUGGAGAGGACACAUCUGGGACAGCUGACCCCAACUGAUCACAGGGGUAAUGCAGACCAUUUGUUUUCAUGCUCAGCAUAUAAAGUUGGGGAAAGAAAAAGGAAGGGUGGAUAUCUGGAGUGACGGUGUUUGUCUUCCUAAGUCAUCUCUGUGUGUGCUGGAGCACUGCUUUCUUGAGGAUGGCUGAACACCUGCCCUGCCCAUAGGAAGCAGUGUAAAAAUUCCUUGUUCUGCUGGUGCAGAUUUUGCUUUGGUUAUUAAACUCUCUUUUUUUUCAACCCAGGAGUUUUCUCACUUUCCCCCUUCUGAUUCUCUCCCCCAAAUCACUGGGAGGAGUGAGUGGGGCUGAGCCCCUGGCCAGGGUUAAACUACAUCAACAGCUAUUUUGGAGACUAACUUUCAUAAAUUACUCAAAGGAAAUAAAUGGGAGUUAGGGAGAGAAGGGAAGAGAUGAAUUCGGAGUCAAAAGUACCUACUUUAUAUCUGGUUGAAACAAAUAGCAGGGGAGGGAAACCCGAGUUGGUACUUGAGACAGUGAUGACUAUAGGGACAGGAUUUUUUCAAAUAUUUCUUAAACAGGGUAAGUUUUUACCAACUAUAUUGUUAGUCUUACUGUUUUGCACCUGCAAUCCUUCUCAAACCAUCACAGUGUUUAAUAAGCUACCUUUUGCAGGAGUCUCUUGCUUUGCUUUUAAGUCUUAGUGGAUAAACCCUGGACAAAUUUGUGAAAUCAUGAAAUAACAAUGUCGAUGCUGCCACUUUCAACAGAUUAACUAAUGCAAAUUCUUUAGACACUGUUCACAGUUCAAGUGAAUUAUAUGUGUAACUGAUGUAUUAGUAGUUUCAUUUUUGAAGCAUAUAUAGGUAAAGCUUUUUAUGUACUCCAACUUACGUUGUAAUGAAAUAAAUACUUUAAAAAAAAAGCUUAUGCUCCCCCUUAGGGA
Corvus hawaiiensis (hawaiian crow) is the source of this 8492-nucleotide messenger RNA. It is a transcript of the gene KBTBD11, whose product is annotated as kelch repeat and BTB domain containing 11. The transcript has 3 exons. NCBI's taxonomy places the organism in Eukaryota, Metazoa, Chordata, Aves, Passeriformes, Corvidae. Gene Ontology annotation, molecular function: protein binding. The coding region runs from base 584 to 2359 and encodes 591 amino acids. The record is from RefSeq and is a predicted model, not a curated record.